CGGCGCGAACGACUCAACAAAUCCAUCCAUUGCCCCAUUGAUUCUGAUCCCUGCAGUCCGCAACGGACAUCAGGCAUCGAUGCAAUUUCCACUCCACAACCCACAUAUUCAGGCAGGGGCAAUGUUUUCUUCUCGUAGCAGCAGGCUGCAGUACAGACGUACAAGACUAAUUAAGGAUGAGGACAUCAUCAAUCAUCUUCUAAGGAUCAGGGGUCGCAAAUUUAUCAUGCAAUUUGUGAUUCCGAGGAAAAUUGCAGGCUUCUGCGAUCAAUGGAAGAUCCUGUGCAAAAAGGCUGCAAGAGAUCGCGUGGAAAGACUCAUCUCUUCACUCUGGGAGACGGCCAGACGUCCUCCGCUGCUGAUCUGGCCAGAGCCAGGUUGAGGAAGAAGAAGAUGUGGAUGCAAUACUUGAUGAAGAAGAAGGUAGAAGGAUGGUCUGGCGUGUUCAGCGGUGUAUUGCUGGAAGGGUGACCGUAGAAACCUUGUAUGCGGGGAGUGAGAGGGGAAGAAAAACUAUGUUUAGAUCUUUGUUUUCAGUUUCGCAGUCAAGGGGUAGUAGAAAAUGAACUUUUUCUGGAAAAUGCCGGAAGGAUGUGCCAAUC
Molecule: messenger RNA, 602 nt
Organism: Triticum dicoccoides
Lineage: Eukaryota; Viridiplantae; Streptophyta; Magnoliopsida; Poales; Poaceae
Exons: 4
Coding region: 80-382 (100 amino acids)
Source: RefSeq, a predicted model, not a curated record